Molecule: messenger RNA, 699 nt
Organism: Pyricularia pennisetigena
Lineage: Eukaryota; Fungi; Ascomycota; Sordariomycetes; Magnaporthales; Pyriculariaceae
Exons: 1
Coding region: 1-699 (232 amino acids)
Molecular function (GO): acyltransferase activity, transferring groups other than amino-acyl groups
Source: RefSeq, a predicted model, not a curated record
AUGGAAGCUGCCGAGGGAAAAGAAAACCUCUUCCGAACGGAGCGCCUUCUGUUCCGCGGCGUUGAGGGAAGCGAUGUGGCCUUCAUCCACGAGAUGGAAAGCGACCCCGUCAACCAUGUUCUCUCGUACCCGACCCUGUUGGUGCCGCCCAGUACGCAGUCCUCGGCCGGCAUGGUUGCGAUGCUUGAGAAGUCGCUUCUGUCCCUCAUUGUCUGCCUCCGUCCAGGCUCCGAUGGAGGUGCAGAAUCUUCCGACCCGCAGGAACCCAACGGCAUAAGGCACGCAGAGGAUCGCAAAGCCACGGCCUACAUUCAGCAACUGAGAGAAGACCCGAUCCCGGUUGGCUACCUGUGCAUCAACCUGGGAGACCACGCGCUGCCGUUCGAUUUGAGGCACAAUGGCAACGCCAGGCUGGGCAUCAUGAUCGCCACCCGGUUCCAGAACAAAGGAUACGGCACCGAGGCGACCAAGUGGGCGAUCGACUGGACUUUCCGCUUCGCGCGGAUGCACAGCGUGAGGGUCGAAAGCAUCGGUUACAACCAUCGAGCCCACGCCGUUUACCGAAAGCUGGGGUUGAAGGUCGAUGGGCGACUGAGGGAGGCGCACUACCACGACCGAAAGUGGCACGAUGUGGUGUGCAUGUCUAUUCUAGAGACAGAGUGGGAGAAUAUGCAGUCCUUGGAGCAUAAGUCUAACUGA